Messenger RNA from Rhagoletis pomonella (apple maggot), 399 nucleotides. RefSeq names its product cuticle protein 19.8-like. The transcript is spliced from 2 exons. The record is from RefSeq and is a predicted model, not a curated record. Bases 1 to 399 code for a protein of 132 amino acids. Gene Ontology annotation, cellular component: extracellular matrix. NCBI's taxonomy places the organism in Eukaryota, Metazoa, Arthropoda, Insecta, Diptera, Tephritidae.
AUGGCUUUCCUCAAGUACACAAUCGUCGUCUGCCUGGCACUCGUUGCUGUCGGCCACUGCGCUCUGUUGCGCGCCGCUCCUGCGCCCCUUGCGCUCGCCGCCCCCGCACCGGUUGUGCCAAUCAACACAGAGAUUGACCCACAUCCCCAAUAUGCUUUCGCCUACAAUGUGCAGGAUGCGCUCACCGGCGACAGCAAGAGCCAACAGGAGGUGCGCGAUGGCGAUGUGGUGAAGGGUUCCUACUCCGUCUUGGAUGCUGAUGGCUCGCUACGCACCGUAUUCUACACUGCCGAUCCCAUCAAUGGUUUCAAUGCUGUCGUCCAACGUGGCCCAGUACCCAGACCAGUGGUGCCUGUGGCCCCAGCGCCGCUACCACCAGCACGUUUCAUUCAGGGUUAA